Messenger RNA from Coffea arabica (coffee), 1239 nucleotides. RefSeq lists its product as uncharacterized. The record is from RefSeq and is a predicted model, not a curated record. Lineage: Eukaryota; Viridiplantae; Streptophyta; Magnoliopsida; Gentianales; Rubiaceae.
AACCAACCAACCAACGACCGUUGAAUAACCUGCGGGGGCGCGAAUCGGUCUCAAGUUCUCUCUCUCCUUCCUCCUCCUCCUCUUCUCGAGUCUUGACUUGAUCUCUCAUCAACAAGCUUCCAGAAACCUCUGCUCUACGGCGUCGUUGAACUCUUGUCACCUCCGUCUUCGUCACCGGACCGAUUAGAAGUAGAAGCGUACUGCUGACGCUGAUUUAUACCCUUGAUAUUUUGCUCUUCGGAAAUCCUUAUCAGGCGAUUACAGAAGGACGAAGAUAAAAUUAGUGAGCAGGAAAGGAGAAAUUCUUGCAGAUGCAUCUUCGAUUAAAUCGUUUUAGGGCUCAUUUCACCGUCGUCCUCCUUUGCUCUAUAUUUCUUCUGAUUUGGUUUCCAGAGUUUAUAGCCGGCGCAGUUGUUACACUUGAUUCCAUUGAAAUAUACAAAACCCAUGAGUUACUCAAGGAACCUAAUGUUUACUUCCAAUGUAAGGGAGAGAACAGGACAUUUUUGCCUGAUGUCAAGAAAAAGAAUGUCUUAUAUUCCUUCAAAGGCGAGGAAUCUUGGCAGCCUUUAACAGAACUUACGGAGAAAAAAUGCAAGCGGUGUGGGGUUUAUGAGCAUGACAGCUUUACAUCAAAUGACGUAUUUGAUGAAUGGGAGUUCUGUGCUUCUGAUUUUACAAGAUCUGACGGUAAAUAUGUUCAUAUGAAAGAGAAGGAAUUCAAUGCUACUUUCUUGUGCCCAGAAUGCGUUCCCCUUGGAAAUGCUUCAGAACAUUCCUCUGCAGCACAUAACAGGGAGAAGGGAAUGCACUGGGUACUUGUAGUUUUGAUCAGUGCUUCAGUUGGAGUGGUAGCGAUUCUUGCAAUGGUAGCUGCAUACAAGUAUUGGCAAAAGAGAAGGAAGCAGCAAGAGCAGGCUCGGUUCCUCAAACUGUUUGAGGAGGGCGAUGAAAUUGAGGAUGAAUUGGGUAUUGGUCCUCUUAGCCAUGUAAUAUAAAUAAAUAUUAAAGGCUAAUUAUUUUUCCAGUUAUCUGUGAAAUCAUCUUUGUAAAUGUAUCAUUUUGGAGAAAUAUCAUCUUGAUUUGUACAGAACUGUUAGCUGCAGGUAAGAAGCUAGUAAGACGGUAGGCGUGUAUAUUUGUUUCUGAAAAUCUGAGUGCAUUCAACGGCGGCGGGAAUAAAAUCAAUUUUGGACUACUGAUACAGUGUAUUCGAUAUAUAAAAUCACCUCUUGCUCU